AUGAAGAUCCAAAUCCUAUUGUCACUUAUGACUCUUGGUCUCGCUCUCGGCGAACCGAUCCCCAAACAGGCUCUCUCGCAAAGACAGACAGACAACACCUGCCCUACCAAAAUGAGCUGCAGCACCUUUAAGAGCGAGUCGUUCCGAUUAUCACAAUGGGCGAAUGCCAUCUCCCAUAAUGCGUCUCAGGGCAAACUGGACGAUGAAUUGAAGAAACAAAUUGCUGAAUUAGAGGCCGAGGGUAAGAAACUCGAGGCCUGCAGGUAA
Aspergillus bombycis is the source of this 267-nucleotide messenger RNA. RefSeq lists its product as uncharacterized. The coding region runs from base 1 to 267 and encodes 88 amino acids. Lineage: Eukaryota; Fungi; Ascomycota; Eurotiomycetes; Eurotiales; Aspergillaceae. The transcript is spliced from 2 exons. The record is from RefSeq and is a predicted model, not a curated record.